CAGCAUUCCCCGCGCAUGCGCAGAUCAGUCUAAUCGACGUCAUGUCCGAUAGUUCGCGAGUGUUCAGCGAGAUAAUUAUCUGUUCUUUAUCUUGUGUUUAAGUUGAUAAAUGUGAAGAUGAUUCUCACAGUAAAGCCGCUUCAAGGGAAAGAGUGUAAUGUCCAGGUGACAGAAAAUGAAAAGGUAUCAACAGUAAAAGUGCUGGUAUCCGAGCGUUUAAACAUCCCUCCCAGUCAGCAGAGACUGCUGUAUAAAGGAAAAGCACUUGCAGAUGAACACCGGUUGAGUGAUUACUGCAUCGGCCCGGAGGCCAAGCUGAAUCUGGUGGUGCGUCCGGCGGGCGAGAGGAGCGGUGCGGUGGGAAACAGCAGCGGUAGUCCUGAUAAAGCGGGCAGUGGUGUGUGGCAGUUAUUGUCAACUGUCCUGGCCAAACAUUUCAGCCCAGCCGAUGCAGCCAAAGUGCAGGAGCAGCUUAUUAAGGAUUAUGAACGCUCGCUCAGACAGCUGAGUCUGGAUGACAUUGAGCGUCUGGCCAGUCGUCUGCUGCAUCCAGAGACAGAGGGCAUGGAUACCUCAUACAUGGACUGAAACACUAAACUGAUGGAAACGGACCAGUCAGGGAGUGGGAUGUAUUUCAUAUGGACUUUUAGGGGCCUCUCUGAUCUUCAAGAGGCCACAAUGCUUACCGUUGCUUUCCCAUCAGAGGAAACCAGAGGUGCUUUUAGUGCAACUUUGUAAAUAUUGUGUGCAAAUUAUUAAAGUACAAUAAA
Molecule: messenger RNA, 770 nt
Organism: Sinocyclocheilus grahami
Lineage: Eukaryota; Metazoa; Chordata; Actinopteri; Cypriniformes; Cyprinidae
Product: ubiquitin-like protein 4A
Exons: 4
Coding region: 118-588 (156 amino acids)
Biological process (GO): tail-anchored membrane protein insertion into ER membrane; post-translational protein targeting to endoplasmic reticulum membrane
Cellular component (GO): BAT3 complex
Molecular function (GO): protein-folding chaperone binding
Source: RefSeq, a predicted model, not a curated record